Molecule: messenger RNA, 519 nt
Organism: Fusarium coffeatum
Lineage: Eukaryota; Fungi; Ascomycota; Sordariomycetes; Hypocreales; Nectriaceae
Exons: 1
Coding region: 1-519 (172 amino acids)
Source: RefSeq, a predicted model, not a curated record
AUGGUUUCUCUACGAUCACUCACUCAAAUCACGGCCUUGACGGUCCUCCAAAACCACGUAGCAGCCCAGGGGGUCAUUAGUGGCAUUACCAACUCCGGCACCGACAUUAUCAAUACUGCCGCCAUAAAGUGCCCCGGCAUUCUAUCUGUGCCCAGCGGCGACAGCCAAGACAAUGGCGUCUGCUGCAUCGGCGGCAAUCCUAGCACAUGCGACGGAUGGCCUCUCUGCGCCGCCACUGCGUCCAGGACACCGGUGUCAUGCGCAACCAACAUUCCAGUUUCAGCAACUGAUUACUCGUCUCUUGUGGAGAGUGCGAGUUCGAAGUAUCUUGAUUCUAACGGGAAAGCCAAGCCAUCGUCUACUGCUGAUACUACGGCUAAAUCGACUGGUGAAAGUACGAGUGGUAGUUCGGGAGAGGCUAAGGAAACUGGGGAUAGUGAUAGCGCUGCUGUGGGUCCAACUGUUCCUUUGGCAGCAAGUCUGAUGGGAGGAGUUUUGGCUUUCUGUUUGGCUUUGUAA